This is a messenger RNA of Toxotes jaculatrix (banded archerfish), 1510 nucleotides long. It is a transcript of the gene scrn2, whose product is annotated as secernin 2. The transcript is spliced from 9 exons. Gene Ontology annotation, biological process: proteolysis. Gene Ontology annotation, molecular function: cysteine-type exopeptidase activity; dipeptidase activity. Bases 79 to 1383 code for a protein of 434 amino acids. Lineage: Eukaryota; Metazoa; Chordata; Actinopteri; Toxotidae. The record is from RefSeq and is a predicted model, not a curated record.
GUGGCGGUGGGAUUUGUGAAGAUUAGAGUCAGUAAAGUGCUCUGCACAAGACUGCCUCCUAAUCCCGGUGUGAAAGGGAUGGGCAGUGCACCGGCUGAAUCUGACUUUCUGCAGAAAGCUGGGAUGGCAGAGGCUCCCAUGUCAUGUGAUUGUUUUGUUUCCUUGCCCCCUGGCUCUCGCGAUGACCAUGUGAUUUUUGGGAAGAACUCCGACCGUCCCCGGGACGAGGUGCAGGAGGUGGUCUACUACCCUGCAGCAUCUCACCCUCCAGGCUCCAUGCUGGAGUGCACAUACAUCCAGAUCCCUCAGGUGGAGCAGACUCACGCUGUCGUCCUCAGCAAACCUGCCUGGAUGUGGGGUGCAGAAAUGGGAGCCAAUGACCAGGGGGUCUGCAUUGGGAACGAGGCAGUCUGGACCCGAGAGCCCAUCGCCCCCGGAGAGGCUCUGCUGGGCAUGGACCUGGUCCGACUGGGGCUGGAGCGUGGCGACAGUGCCUGGGCGGCGCUGACAGUGAUCACCGACCUGCUGGAGCAGCAUGGCCAGGGCGGACAAUGCAAGGAGGAUCCGGAGCCCUUCUGCUACCACAACACCUUCCUUCUGGUUGACCGCAACGAGGCCUGGGUCUUGGAAACUGCUGGGAAGCUGUGGGUGGCACAGAAGGUCACAGAGGGCGUGAAGAAUAUCUCCAACCAGCUGACCAUCGGCGCUGAGAUCUCUGCAGAGCACCCAGAGCUGCGGAGCGUGGCCCAGGCUCAGGGCUGGUGGGACGGUGAAAGAGAGUUCAACUUCUCGGAGGUGUUCAGCCCUGAGAACCCACCUGCUAGGAUGGAGCUGGCCAAACAGCGCUAUAAGGGAGGCACAGAGCUGCUCCAGCAGCAUGACGGCUCAGUGACGGCUGAGGUGAUGAUGUCCAUUCUGAGGGACAAGUCCAGCGGCAUCUGCAUGGAUUCUGGAGGUUUCUGCACUACUGGUAGCAUGGUGUCUGUUCUGCCCAGAGACACCAGCCUGCCCUGCAUCCACUUCUUCACUGCCACCCCAGACCCCUCCAGGUCUAUAUUCAAGCCUUUUAUCUUCUCGGACUGUUCCACUCCAGUGCUGAGGGUGGUCUCCCCACAGUUCGGCCCAGACGACCCUGUCAGGAAGCAGCCUCGCUUUCAGAACCAGGUGGACCGCAGACAUGACCUGUACAAGGCUCACCAGGUGGCGCUCAACACCAUGGAGACCAACCCGGACGUGGGCUUAGCUGUCUAUGAGAUUCUGAGGGACCUGGAGUCUCAGUGUCUGAGUGAGAUUUCAGCCAUGCUGAGUGGAGAGAUACCCGGAGACGAACUGGGGGACUUGUUUUUUGAUUGUGUGGACACAGAGAUUAAGUUCUACCAGUGAGGAGCGCCCUCAGGUGGACAUCCCUAGCGCUCGCAGAGUGGCAGGAGAAGGCCCUGGGACUGUUAAUAACUCCGUGUUCCUUGUCUGAUCAGCCUCCGCCUCACUCACAUGACACACAUGCCUGACA